ACCGGAUCUUGUCCCGAGGAAGAACGUGUGAGAGCAAAACGGCGAUGGUGUCACAUCCGUUCGAAUGAAUAGACCCGUCUCACACUAACCUAUAAAUUAAUAAAUAAGUAGUCAUAUUUCUCUAUUUUAUUAUAAUGUAUAUACGCAGUAGUAAUUCUUCUACGCACAGUAUCUCACUUCACCUCUAUAAACUGAUAUUUGAUUGCUAUUUGUAAACAUUAUUUAAUCAAUGAAAGACGAUUUUAUGAGUUGUAGGUCAUCGAUUACUACAAAGGUAGUUGAAAUUUUGCACAGUGGUACUUCUUACGAAGAAAUGCUAUAGGCUGUGAUUUUUCCUUAUAUUUACCAUAAGAGCAAGGUUAAGUACUUCUGCUGCUAAUUAUACACAUACUAAUAUCAGAUGAUACAAGCUUAAAACUUCGGAUACAUCACUAUUUAUCAUCAUUUAAGAACUAAAGGAAGAUGUUAUUCAGAAGAGAUAUAACACUGUUUGUGUAAUUACUAUGAAAUGUUUCCUCUGAAAAUCUCUUGUGUUGUCUGGGACAUGAAAUUGAUGAUUUCGCAUUUUGAUUAAACUUGGACAAAUUUUACAAAAGGAUUUGCGGUGACUUCAGAUAUCAACAAAAUCACAGAGAUGAUGAAAAUAUAGAAAAUUCGAAAAGGAUAAAAUACUUAAACAAAAGUAAAUUUAUACAUUAUUUUUUUUUUCUCUUUUUGUGGUGAAAAAAAGAACAAUGAUGGAAAACGAAUUAUGUGGGGACCUGGUUAAGUGUAAAACAGAGCCUGAAAGUAUUGAUUUUCCUGAAAAGAUGCUUAAAGAGAUAAGAAAAACAUCAUAUUACUGUGAUAUCUGUAAAAAGUCAUUUGCUCAAAAAAGUAACCUUACAGCUCAUAUACGUAUCCAUACAGGAGAAAAGCCAUACCAGUGUGAUAUGUGCGGUAAAUCAUUCUCGCGAAAUGAUGAUUUAAGCAUACAUAUCCGCCUUCAUACAGGAGAGGAACGACAUCGCUGUGACAUUUGUGGUAAAUCAUUUUCCCAUGGAAGCACGUUGACUACUCACAAACGAACUCAUACUGGAGAAAAACCAUAUCACUGUGAUAUUUGUGGUAAAUCAUUCUCUCAAAAUUCUCACUUGACUAAGCACAAACGCAUUCAUACAGGAGAGAGACCAUAUCAGUGUCACAUCUGUGGUAAAUCAUUCUCUCGCAUAUAUACCUUAACUGCUCACAUACGCAUUCAUACAGGUGAAAAGCCAUAUCAUUGUGAUAUCUGUGGUAAACCGUUCUCUCUAAAAAGUCACAUAGCUUCUCACAGACCCGUUCAUACAGGAGAGAAACCAUAUCACUGUGAUAUCUGUGGUAAAUCAUUCUCUCAGAAAUAUCAUUUCAAUAAACAUAUGUGCAUUCAUAUGCAAGAGAAACCAUUUCAGUGUGAUAUCUGUGAUAAAUCAUUUUCCCAGAAAUGCCAGCUAAGUGCACACGUACGUAUUCAUAUAGAAGAGUAAUUGAGUCUCUCAAAAUCCCUUCAAUGAGAAAAAUACAUACCCAUAGAUAUAUUCACACUGGACAUAAGUGUGGUAACCUCCUCCCAACUUGUAUUUUAUUUAAUCGCAACUAUGUCUACGUUUGGGAGAUAACUUACAACUGUGAUAUUGUUAAUAAAAGCAUUGUUUUUUAACAGGAAGAAAAGACUCUGUUAUUUUAUGUGACAUUGAGAAUAAAUGACUAAGAAAUGUAUACUCCUGAAUUGAGGACAACAUCACCGAAGAAUACACAAACCACAAAAGAAACCAUUUCAUCUUACCAUUAGAUGAUGUACGAGAUAUCUGAUGGAUAGUCUAGAUUACAUAUGUAUCCUGUCAAGGGAUUCGUACAUAAACUUGUGUAAUUUUUCUUUUCUUUAUAACAUGCUUCCUAAAAAUAAAAAUAAAAAACUUAACGGUUAAGCUGAAUGCUAAUUUGCAAGUGUAACUGUAAACUUCAACUUAAUGUAAUUUGAAAAAUGGUGAUAUUUGUGAACUGUCUUCGGUGUUUACAUGUUAAUUCCACUUGCUGUCAUGAGUGGGACACGGUUCUCCUCCAAGAUAUAACAUCAUCCUUUGUCAAUGUUUUGUCUUGCUCAGAAUCUUGAAUUCUGACUCCUUAGGCAUUGCAAAUAUUUUUAAUAACCUAAAAUAUAAAUAAAGCUGAUUUAUUCUAAA
Messenger RNA from Octopus sinensis (East Asian common octopus), 2201 nucleotides. RefSeq names its product zinc finger protein 239-like. The coding region runs from base 735 to 1505 and encodes 256 amino acids. The record is from RefSeq and is a predicted model, not a curated record. NCBI's taxonomy places the organism in Eukaryota, Metazoa, Mollusca, Cephalopoda, Octopoda, Octopodidae. Gene Ontology annotation, biological process: regulation of transcription by RNA polymerase II. Gene Ontology annotation, molecular function: DNA-binding transcription factor activity, RNA polymerase II-specific; RNA polymerase II cis-regulatory region sequence-specific DNA binding. The transcript is spliced from 3 exons.